Molecule: messenger RNA, 2639 nt
Organism: Hydractinia symbiolongicarpus
Lineage: Eukaryota; Metazoa; Cnidaria; Hydrozoa; Anthoathecata; Hydractiniidae
Product: SUN domain-containing protein 1-like
Exons: 15
Coding region: 43-1446 (467 amino acids)
Biological process (GO): nuclear envelope organization
Cellular component (GO): meiotic nuclear membrane microtubule tethering complex; nuclear envelope
Molecular function (GO): protein-membrane adaptor activity
Source: RefSeq, a predicted model, not a curated record
UGUGUGUUUUCAGAGUAUAUAAUUAAAUAGACAUGUAUCAAGAUGAGUAUAGAAACAAAAACCUAUCCCUUUCGUAGAGGGAGAAGUCCUGCAAGAUACAAUGCAUCUCCAAUGACCAGACGUAAACUGAAAGCAAAAGAAGAAGAAGAUCAAGCUGAAUUCGAUUCCAUAGAAGUUGCUACAUAUAACGAUAAUCCAAAACAUUUGUAUGGAUUAGACAAAAUUGACACAGCUUUAGCUGAAAACCUGAAAUAUAUACCAUCUGCAAAGAAAAACUCCUGGAGUUUGGCAAAUGGCCAUUCGAUGAAUGACAAUGAAGAUCAUGAUAUUGCUCGUAGAAAAAGACAUGCUAUACAGUUUAUUAUUUAUCUUCUUCUGGUUGCUCUCAUCUGUGAGGUUGUGAUUUGGUUAGAUCGAAGUUUUUUAAACGUUGGUAAUUCAUCAUGCUCGACAUGUUCUGAGACUAACACAGACAACAUUUUACAAAUAAAGAGUUUACAAAAAUCUUUGAUGGAACAAUCCACACUUAUCACUAAUCUAAACAAACAAAUAAACACUUUGGGAAGAAACUGCUCCUGUAAAGAGCAGCUGAACUUGUUAGAAAAGGAGGAUUUAGAACAUAAAACAUCACUAGAGCAACUACAAAAACAGGUUUUGGCAACUGUUAAUGUCAUGCAGUCAAUCAACAAUAGAAUGGAUUAUAUUCAAAAUUUAACAGAUGAACAACGACUGAAUGACAAUGAACGUGAUAAAAAGGACCAAAGCAGCUUAUGCAGAGGGGAGGAAUGCAAGUUACUUUCUCAUAAUAUAUUUUCAAGCAUUCAAUCCUCACUUGAAGUUUACCAUGCCGACUUUCUUGGAAUACCUGAUUUUGCACUGGAAUCAGCAGGUGGUUCAAUACUCUCAUCUUACUAUUCUGACACAUGUGAAGUAGGUGCACCAAUAAUAAAAGUGUUUGGUAUGUCCUUAUGGAAAGACCCACGUUCACCACGAUCUAUUAUCAAUCCUGAAAACUUACCUGGCAACUGUUGGUCUAUGAAAGGGAGUCAUGGUUUUAUUGUUAUUAAGCUUGCUACGUCUAUCACCCCAACCUUGGUUACUCUUGAACAUUUGGAUAAAAGAUUAGAUCAGUACUCAAAAGAAUCUUUUGAAAGUGCCCCUAAAGAAUUCGAAGUUUAUGCAUGGCUAGAUGCUAAAGGGCACAAAAAACUUAAACUUGGUUCUUACACAUAUUUAAGAGAACGUAAUGCAGUACAGACUUUUAAAGUUCAGAAUGUAUCUACCAAACCAGUUGAUUUUAUUGAGUUACGAAUUCUCAGUAACCAUGGCAACAAAGAUUGUACAUGCAUCUAUCGUUUUCGUGUGCAUGGUCAAUCACAUUUAUGGCAAAAAUAUGAAAGUGCUGAGGAAGAAGUGGAAGAAAAAGAAGAAGAAGAUAGAAAAUAAAGAAUUUUCAAUUUCGUUUCAAAGGAAAAACCUUUUAAUUAAAUAAAUAAAUUAAUAGGAGUGUAAAUAAAAACUGAAAUUUGUUACUUAUUUUCUUAUUUAUUGUUGACAGUUGUUGGCAUGGCAACACCAUGUUUUUACCAUGAGUUAUAUUUUGUUACUGUUUUCUUAGUGUUUAAUUAAUCAAAAAAUAUAUUUUUAAGUAAUUAUUUUCAUAUAUUUAAUAGUUGAAACGGAACAUGUUGAUUAUUUAAAAACAAGAGGAAAAAAAAUAUUUAAUUUUUUGCAUAGGUAGGGGUUAUAUAUCUUAUUUAUUAUACAAUGUUUAUCAUGCUUCAAAGUUUACUCAGUUUAAAUACUAUGUGCGCUUCAUUGGCCUAAUACUUUUCAACAAUUUUUUUCUGACUGAAAAAACCUUAAAAAUAACUUAGGUGUACCAACAAAAGGUUUCUGCAAUUUUACAAAAAUACAAGAUUUUUACAAGCUUCAUUAUUUAUAACACCUUUUUGUGCAUUACCAUUUGUAAAAUUUUACACACAUGAAAAUUUCGCAUAGGCGGUUUCCUAUUAUCGUAUUAUUGCCCACAGCUUCUAGUGGUAAGAAUCUGAUCAUAUUUUUCUUCAGGCUGCAAACCUACAGCUUUCGAAUCUGAGACAAAUUUAGAAAUUUUCUUUAAUGUAAUAAUCUGAACGCUGGAAGCUACGGUUGUUAAUCAAUGCUUUAAUGCUAAGUAGCCUUGGUGAUUUUUACAUUUUUUUUCUUUCGUAUCUGGGUGAUUUUUUAUGCGCAUUAUAUCCUUACAAAUUUUGAUGUUGGGUAAAAGACUGAAUCUGUGAAUGUUUUUAAACAAUUUAUAAAUAUUUAAAAAUACUUGUUAUUGUAGUAUUUAAUGUUUCAAUAGUUUAUAUUUAUAGGAUAUUUAAAAAUAAAAAAAGUUGGAUUUUGGAAUGAAAUGUAGUUGUAUUUUUAAAUUGUUUUUGUAUUUUUUUUGUUUUAAAAGUUUUCAAUGUUAUUUUUGUUAUUUUUUUAAUAUUGUCAUUUCCCAUCAAUCUAUUUGUUUUAUUGCACUAUAAACGAUUAAUAUUUCUUUUAAACAUUUGUUAACUCAAGGUCCAUUGUCACAGAUUUUUCAUUUUACUGUAAAAGAAAAGAAAUACAGCGUUGGAAAGGAUACCUGGUUUUCAGAUUUUAAU